CAAGGGGUAGGAGAGCUCAUGAUCAAGAUCUAUCAACAGGAUCAGAACCUAAAAGAAAAGAACCUCGCCAUCUGAGUUGCUUAAGUCCCCAUUCUAGAAUAUGACCUAAUGUAUGCGACGUGCCAAGUAGAUGUCUGAGUCGGAUAGUUCACGAUUUGGGAUGGAGGAUUAGGAAAGAGAUUGGGAUCCGAGAGACGAGAGUGAAGGGGGUGAUGAGGAUGAAGAGGCUGAGAUAGUAGGAGGAGAUGGCGGUCUUGUUGAUGAUGAGGUAGAUAUGGAAGAUGAGGUGGUAGCAGGGAGGAUAGGCCAAUAUAGCAUUGAUAAGGUAAAAAAUGAGAUGACCGAAGGUGAGCUUGAGCAUUUGAGGUUGGAGUAUGGGAUCCCAGACACCAUAAAGCUGAGGUUACUCAGGAAGGAUGAGAAGGCAAGUCAGCCCCCAGAUGGCUCGGUCUUGAUACAUCCAGGGUUCUUUAAAUGUGGGUUUAGGUUGCCCCUCCACCCGUAUGUCCAUAAAUUCCUUAGAACCUUAGGGUUGGCUCCCAUGCAAAUCAACCCAAAUGUCUAUAUAGCCUGGUUGAGCAUGUAUGUGUUAUGGAAGCAACUAGGGCUUGGUGAGCCUUCCUUUGCUCAGUUCGCAAACCAAUAUUGUCUGAAGAAACAUCCAGGUAGCAUAGGGUGGUGGUAUGUCUGUGCUUUCAUGAAUAUAGAAGGUGCCUUGAUAACAAAUAACUCUUCAAAGAAAGCUUGGAAAAACAAGUAUUUCUUUGCCUCAGGGAAUUGGAAGUUUAGAGAGGGAGAUGUGGGCUCUGGCGCUCGAGUUCAGACUUGCUUUCGUCGAGCAGAUAGGUGGGCCAGACCUUCCAUUUGAGGUCUGAAGUUGGAGCAGAUCGUGAAAGUUCGAGCUGAGAGAAGCCCCUUCCUUGGACAUGGGGGGGUCUAAUGGUGGGUGAGGUGAAGAUGGGCACCUAUGAGGUUGAUGCGCACGAUGAGACCGUGAUGGGAGGUGUUCAUGGGGAUGACGCUUCUCUGACUUGAUCGGGCUAGACUGGCCUUUUUGUAUACCCCACGUGGAGUGCUAGUAUGACGAUCAUCCAUGGAGUUCAGGAGUUAGUACUCCUUUUGUUAUGCCUUAAUUAUAUCUGUUUUGAGACAUUUGUGUUGUUUAUUUUGUCGUCACUCUGUGAUCAUGGUGGUUGUUCGAUGUAUUUUGUUGGACCUUGGUCUUCAUUGUAUUAUCUAUGUAUGCCUCCACAUAUGUUG
Prunus dulcis (almond) is the source of this 1260-nucleotide messenger RNA. RefSeq lists its product as uncharacterized. The transcript is spliced from 2 exons. The coding region runs from base 275 to 868 and encodes 197 amino acids. Lineage: Eukaryota; Viridiplantae; Streptophyta; Magnoliopsida; Rosales; Rosaceae. The record is from RefSeq and is a predicted model, not a curated record.